AUGGCGAUUGAUCCUCAGGAAGUUCAUCCUGAUGAUGUCCCUACCAUUGCUCUUGGAGGGUCAGGAGGUGGACUGCGUGCAAUGAUCACCGUGCUUGGGUUUUGCAAUGAGUCCAAGAAGGCGAAACUAUGGGAUACGUUCACGUAUGUAGCCGGAACCUCUGGGUCAUGUUGGUCACUUGCAGCAUACUAUACAUUCGGUGAAGCAAGCAUGAGUAAGGUUAUUGAACAUUGCAAACAUCGCCUUCACCCGCACCAUCCGUUCUCGUAUCAUGCCAUUCGGGAAUUACUCACCAAAGGAGCGUAUGCAACUCUUGGCCCAUUGAUUCAAAAAAGAAAAAGUGGCUUGAAUACUGUGGCUAUGGAUUUCUACUCGGUACUCACAACUGGUUAUCUUUUUUUGCAUAAAGACCCUGCGCUGACACCUGGCGGACCGGGUCUUGAUACAAAGAAAGAAGUCGCUGGGUACCACUCUGAGUGGUUCAAGUGGUCAAAUGCUUUGUUGCAGGACGGAAAGCAACCAUUACCAAUUCUCACAGCUGUGAGACAUGAGAGACCAUGGAUAACCUCAGGUGUGAUGCAAGACUCAUGGUUUCAGUGGUUUGAAAUGACGCCUUUUGAGGUUGGAUGUGACGAGCUCCAAGCUUGGGUCCCAACUUGGGGAUUCGGCAGACCAUUCUACGGUGGGAAAUCUCAAACACAGCUCCCCGAACAGUCAUUAGCUUUGCUGCUUGGGUUAUGCACUAGCGCACCCGCCGCACACUUGAAGUCGUAUGUCGACGUCAUCGAGCGCAAUUUGUCUUCAGGCUUCUUUGGCAAUUUAAUACGCGCAAUAGCGCGACGCGUGACUACGUUUUGGGGAGAGCAAGGCAUGCGCAUCUUUCAAAUGCAUCACCCAAUUCACGCAUGCAAUGAGCAUAAUUUCCUUUUUCGCCUUAACGCGAAUGACAAAAGUAAAAGCGAAACUGACGCGGAUCUAUCUAUUGCCCAAUUUCCAAGAUUGCAUCUGAUAGAUGCUGGCGUCGACAACAAUUGUCCUACUUAUGUUCUUCUACAUCCAUCUCGCAAAGUCGACGUGAUAAUCACGGUGGACGCUUCGAGCGAUGUCCGCCGCAACUUAUUUCAAACAAACAUAAACCGAAUCGGCAGCCGUCGCAAAUUGCAAUUUUGCAAGCGCAGUUCGCCAAAAAAGGACGGAUCUACAAAUGAAUCUGGUUGUUUAAAAGAUAUGUAUGCCCAAAUCUAUGAUGGAACAAUAAUGGAGCACCGCCCAGAAACGGUAGUCGACUUAUAUGGGAAUGUGAUCGUAAAUCCUCCUGCACCACCGUCAAAGAAAGAUUGCACUAUGAUUUACGUUCCGCUUCUCCCCAAUGAGAAUGCUGUCAAAGGCUUCGACCCUUUGACGGCUAAGUUUGCCAGAUCCUUCAACCUUAUAUGGACACCGGAACAGGUCGAGUCUCUCACCCAAGUUGCUGCUGCAAACUUUCGAGAAGGGGAAGAGACGAUUAAGGCUGUGCUUCUCGAGACAUGGUUGAAGAAAAAAGCAAUGCGAGAGUCUAGAGGAGAUAGUCUGAGUACUACACAGAAAAUUAAUGAAGCAGUGCGUUAGUGAGCAUAGUUGAUUUUAGCGCACCACGUAGUAUACGUGUAUGUUAUGGCACUCAGCUAUAUCAGGUAGUUGUCUUGGAAAAGCCUGCUUUUUUAGCCAUCCUCAUGCUCAGAGAGUGGCUGCAUGAUAC
Verruconis gallopava is the source of this 1738-nucleotide messenger RNA. RefSeq lists its product as uncharacterized. Gene Ontology annotation, molecular function: A2-type glycerophospholipase activity. The transcript is spliced from 2 exons. Gene Ontology annotation, cellular component: cytosol. Bases 1 to 1608 code for a protein of 535 amino acids. The record is from RefSeq and is a predicted model, not a curated record. Gene Ontology annotation, biological process: glycerophospholipid catabolic process. Lineage: Eukaryota; Fungi; Ascomycota; Dothideomycetes; Venturiales; Sympoventuriaceae.